UGACUGUUGACAGCUCCUCUGUAGAAAGAACAUGGUGUAACGUAAUUCUUCGGCGAAUGAAUCCUUCAUCAGUCUGCUGCACUCCAGUCCCAGUCGUCCCCCGAAACGUUUUGCCUUAAAGUUUUUAAAGUAGCCUGUAGAGUUGACCAGCAGCUUUCUAUCUGAAGCACCCGGUUCUUCCCAGCCUGACGGUCAGAGAUGGACGGCGGACCGGAAGCUGUUCCUUACUGCUGCGCCACCUGUGAAGGAGGAGAGGUCCCGAACCGCGGCCUGGGUCGGCGCUACAAGAGCCGCAGCCUGAGCACCUCAGCAGCCACCACCUACUCAGAGUACAGGAGGAGUCAGUCACUUCAUGGACCGAGCCCCGUCACCACUUUUGGCCCAAAAGCAUGCAUGCUCAAGAAUCCUCAUGCUGUAAUGCACAUUCAGGACCCCGCCAGUCAGAGGCUGACGUGGAACAAGCCACCAAAAAGUGUCCUUGUCAUCAAGAAGAUCCGAGAUUCCAGUCUGCUUCAGCCUUUCAAAGAGCUCUGCAUCUUCCUCACAGAGGUGAAAAACAUGAUUGUUUACGUGGAAAAAAAAGUUCUGGACGAUCCAGCCAUUACAGGAGACGAGAACUUUGGAACCGUUACUAAGAAAUUUUGCACUUUCAGAGAAGAUUUUGAUGACAUCUCCAAUCGAAUAGACUUCAUCAUUUGUCUUGGUGGAGAUGGAACUCUGCUGUAUGCGUCUUCACUCUUUCAGGACAGCGUUCCACCAGUUAUGGCCUUUCACCUGGGCUCCCUGGGCUUCCUGACACCUUUUAAAUUCGACACGUACCAGUCCCAGGUCACCCAAAUUAUCGAAGGCAACGCUGCCAUUGUUCUGAGAAGUCGCCUGCAAGUCCAGGUGCUUAAAGAGAACUGGGAGGAGAAGGACGCCGUGGACGAGAAGGGCGUCAUCCUCACCAACGAGGAACACGAAAUGGGCCGCAAGGCCUUGCAGUACCAGGUCCUGAAUGAGGUGGUGGUGGACAGAGGACCCUCCUCGUAUCUCUCCAACGUCGACCUCUACCUGGACGGACACCUGAUCACCACGGUGCAGGGCGAUGGUUUGAUCGUGUCGACACCGACGGGCAGCACGGCGUACGCACUGGCAGCAGGAGCUUCCAUGAUCCACCCCAACGUCCCAGCCAUCAUGAUUACUCCCAUCUGCCCUCACUCGCUCUCCUUCAGACCCAUCGUGGUGCCCGCCGGGGUGGAACUCAAGAUCAAGCUGUCGCGCGAUGCCAGAAACACGGCCUGGGUUUCUUUUGAUGGAAGAAAGAGGCAGGAGAUCUGCCACGGAGACAGUAUUACCAUCACCACUUCCUGCUUCCCCGUUCCGUCCAUUUGUUUCCGCGACCCGGUGAACGACUGGUUCGAGAGCCUGGCGCAGUGUUUGCACUGGAACGUGAGGAAGAAGCAGAACUACCUCAACUCGGAGGACGAGGAGUUCUGAGCUGAGGAAUCGUCUGGGGUUUUUCCCCACGGAUCCCCAGGACUCGGGACUGAAACUCGACUGCCUUCUGUUUCGGUCGUUCGGUCUUUAAUGGACAGAC
Messenger RNA from Nematolebias whitei (Rio pearlfish), 1579 nucleotides. RefSeq names its product NAD kinase a (gene nadka). Gene Ontology annotation, biological process: NAD+ metabolic process; NADP+ biosynthetic process. The record is from RefSeq and is a predicted model, not a curated record. The transcript is spliced from 12 exons. Lineage: Eukaryota; Metazoa; Chordata; Actinopteri; Cyprinodontiformes; Rivulidae. Gene Ontology annotation, molecular function: NAD+ kinase activity. The coding region runs from base 199 to 1479 and encodes 426 amino acids.